Molecule: messenger RNA, 1716 nt
Organism: Arvicola amphibius (Eurasian water vole)
Lineage: Eukaryota; Metazoa; Chordata; Mammalia; Rodentia; Cricetidae
Product: immunity-related GTPase family M protein-like
Exons: 2
Coding region: 228-1397 (389 amino acids)
Biological process (GO): cellular response to interferon-beta; defense response
Cellular component (GO): endoplasmic reticulum membrane
Molecular function (GO): GTP binding; GTPase activity
Source: RefSeq, a predicted model, not a curated record
CUGGGAGGCAGGCAGGGCUCAGGCCUACAAGUGAGGAUUUUGAGCCUGAUCCAGAGUUUGCAGGGUCUGAGGAAACCCAAUAGCUCAGGCUGCCCUUCAGCUGCUCCAGCCCCUGUACUGGCUCUUCCCAAGAGGUCCCCACACCUCUAUUCUCUUCCUCCUGAACAUCCUGGACUAGAUUCCAGUUUUCUAAGGCUUCUGAGCAGGUUGCCCCAUUGUUCACCAACAUGGAAGAGGCAGUUGGAUCCCCUGAGGAUAAAGAAUUUACAUGCUUCUCUGAUGCUAUAGCCAUCCACAAAGAGAGAGAUGAUUUACCUAUAGAAACUGUCAAGAAUAUCGAGACUGCUGUGGAAGCAGGGAAUUGGGUAGAACUUGUCUCUAUCGUCAAGGAGAUCAAACAAGAAGCAUCGAGAACCACAGUGAAAAUUGCUGUAACUGGGGACUCCGGCAAUGGCAUGUCAUCCUUCAUCAAUGCUCUUAGGGAGAUUGGACAUGAGGAGGAGGAUUCAGCUCCCACUGGGGUAGUGAGGACCACACAGAAACCGGUCCUAUACUCCUCCUCCAAAUUUCCCAAUGUGGAACUUUGGGACCUGCCUGGCACAGGGGUCACAUCCCAGAGCAUGGAGAACUACCUGAAGGAAAUGAACUUCAGAAAAUGUGACCUGAUCAUCAUCAUCGCUUCUGAGAAGUUCAGUUCGAAUCAUGUGAAGCUGGCCAAAGCCUUGCAGAGCAUGAGAAGGAGGUUCUAUGUUGUCUGGACAAAGCUGGACAGGGACCUCAGCACAAGUGCCCUCCCAGAACCCCAGCUUCGGCAGAACAUCCUAAAGAACAUCCAAGAAAAUCUCCAGAAGGAGGGGAUGGAGGAGACACCCAUAUUCCUAGUAUCCAACUUUAGUCCUUCUUUUCAUGACUUCCCGAACCUUAGAGACAAACUGACAAAAGACCUCCCUGUAAUCAAGUAUGAUACUGUCUUUGGAACCCUUUUUCAAAUCUGUGAGGAGAUUAUUGAUAAGAAAAUGAAAACCAUUAAAAAGUACAUAAAGGAGGAUAAUUUACAGGGAGGUUUAGGAAUCCCGGAUCCAAAUAAUCUGGCAGAGUGUCAUAAAGGCUUCCAGGAAAAAUUUCAUGUGGAUGACACAUCUCUCCGCCAGGUGGCUAGGACGAUGAGUCACCCAGAUACUUAUUUCACAGAUGCCAUGCAGUCCCAGGUUACACAGACGCACCAACUAGAUGGCUCGACACCGUCUCUGCUGCACCAGUUACGCGAGCAAGCUAUUAAGUUUGCCUAUCGCUGUUUUCGCUCAAAACACGCGCAACAGAAACAUGUACUUAAUGAAGCUGCUGAGAAAACCAAGAAAAUUCUGAAUAUAAUCUUGAAGGAUACUCUCCAUCCUUAGGAAGGGCUAGCUAACCGAGAUUCCCUCCCCAGCUUUCUACCCGACAUCUACCCCCAGUUGAACUUAAUUGCUGUAUGGGUUUCAAGUUCCUUGAGAUUAAUCGGCCGACUCUCUUGACGUGCGUUGCCCACAGAAAACAGUGCUAUGGGUUUUGAUUUUUUACCAUUUGUUUACUUUUAUUUUAACUGAACUUUCUGGGAUCCCAAUAUAGGAGACAUUUCCUUUUUCAAAUUGCACAGAAUUUCACGUUUGACACAUGGUCACCUUGGCAUCUAUGACUGAUAUAGUUUCUCUUAGAGGCCUCUUAAUUUUUGCUUCU